UGCAUGGCCAACGGACUAGAAAAACUUUGCAAACAUUUCAAAGAUUCAUUUGUAGGUAAACAUUCCAGGCUAAGGGUAGCUUCGCAACAAAACGGGAAGUCAGCUGUGCUGAACAAUAGAAAAUAGUGUUAGUUGAAAAAUAUUUAUUAAAAACAUUAGGUGACUUAACUAAUGAAGAGAUUGUAAUAAUGCAAUCAUCGAUUGUGUAAUAAAGAGUCAUACCAACUAACAACUGCAAUGUUAAUGUGAAUGCUUUUCCUGCGACGCAGGCGCAGAGCGACAAUUACACUAACAUCUUCCAUUACUACGGCGAGCAACCGAUUUCUGCAAGUCAUCAUAUGCCCAUCAUCACUAUGUCUGUAGAAGACAGAGUAAAUCUAACCGCUAUCACGUGGGCGCAUGCGGUAAACAGCCAGAAAGAACUUUACGAGGCGCUCGAGAGCGACAUCAAUAUGAUUGAGGCUGAUAUUGUGCUUGGCAGACUGAACAACACUGGCGAUGAAUUGCCGGUGAUGGCUCAUCCACCAGCGAAUUCCUCGGACUUGUCAUUAUUGGAAUUCCUGUUGCGCAUUUUGGAGCAUAAUGAAGAGCACGUCGAUGAUGCGAAGGGCGUGAAAUUGGAUUUUAAGUCAAUUGAAGUAUUCGAAGGCUCGUUGGAUAUUUUAAGUCAAUUGAUACCAUUGAUGUCCCAUCCUGUUUGGCUAAAUGCUGAUAUCAUUAGCGGACCCGUUAAUCAAUCUAAUACGGUGCCAGUUGAUCCAGAGCGUUUCUUCGCCGGCGCCGCAAAAUUCGAAACUGCCGUACUCUCGAUCGGCUGGACAACACUUUGGGGCGCCAAUUACACAGAGGGCUACUAUACAGAGCGUGAGAUCGAUGAGAUGUUGGUGGCCAUCAAAAACAACAACGUCACCACUAAACAGCAUCCAAUUACAUUCCCGGUGCGCGCCGGCAUCGCCGCCAACAGUUUGGACCAACUGCAUGGCCUAGUGGCUGCUGUUAAUGAGACGAAUGAAAGUUCCAUCACUAUUUGGUCUUCGGCGAAUGAUUUUGUUGAUGUACAGAAAUUACGUAAACUAAUUUUCUCAUUUGGUUUUGAUCGCGUCUACUUGGAUGUACCCGAUGAUUUGGCCGACCAGUUGGACUUAGGACGUGCAGACACAGACAAAGCCUCUGCCAGGCUACCUUCUUUGCUCAGUUUUAGCAUGGUCAGCGCCUGUUUGGUUUUGGCCAGCAUGUGGAUUAAUCGUGUUAGACUAUAAUUUUGUUUCAAUAUUAAAAUAAUUUAUAAUACAUACAUACAUACUUAACUGUUGAUAACUUUCGUGAAGAGAGCAAAUACAUACGUAUGGCAAUGAGAAAUGUGAAAGUAAAAGGUGCAAUCCCGUAUUCCUCGGACUCGGACUAGUAAAACUGUCAAAAAAUAAAAAUUCGCUCAGAGCGAGAGAGUAACAGUGAAAAGUACGGGAUCGCUUUCUAGUAAAAAAUGGUAACUUCUGUCAACUUCAACAUAACCUCCAAAUUUUGGUUGUAAAUUUUUGUUUAUUUUGUAUGUAAACACACUUAGCUCACACAUGUAAAUAACCAAAAAUACUUUCAAAUUCAUUAGAAUCCACUUAAACAAGUAAUUAAUUACUUUUCAACAUGAAUUAGCAGAGUGCACUUUUCUUUUGUUUACAAUUUGGUUUCCAAACACACUACAGCUGAUCGUUUGACACAUUUACCAGAAUUUACCAGCAAAAAAUUCUCGGACUAAAACUGGUAACUUCUGACAGAGAGAGGACCGUAUUUACUCUCUUUUUUUGUCCUUUCAAUAGUCAGAGAACUGAGUACGGGAUCGAUUUCCAGUAAAUUCUGACUGAUUCUGACUAGUCCGGACUCGUACGGGAUCGCAACUAAAGUAUCUAGAUUUUGAUAUUAACGAAUUGUAGCGAAUUUAGUAAAAAUCUGUUUCG
This is a messenger RNA of Rhagoletis pomonella (apple maggot), 1952 nucleotides long. Its product is annotated as protein FAM151B. The transcript is spliced from 5 exons. The record is from RefSeq and is a predicted model, not a curated record. The coding region runs from base 339 to 1259 and encodes 306 amino acids. NCBI's taxonomy places the organism in Eukaryota, Metazoa, Arthropoda, Insecta, Diptera, Tephritidae.